AUGGACACCCAAGAAGCAAAGCGUCAGGUCAUCAUUGUCGGUGGUGGAAUCACAGGCCUUACCUUGGCUUUGAUGCUGCAGAACCUAGGCAUCAACUAUGUACUUCUCGAAGCAUACGGCACAGUAACCCCGAAUGUCGGAGCCAGCAUCGGUCUUUUUCCCAACGGCUUGCGGAUUCUUGAUCAGCUGGGCUGCUACGAAGACAUUCUGUCCAAAGCACAACAGGUAGAGGAGAUGGUCUUCCGAAACAGCGCCUCUGGAAAACGCAUCACGACCCGCAGGACAGGAGACCUCUUCAUCCAACGUCAUGGGUAUCCAAGCAUAUUCAUGGAGCGCUAUCAGCUGCUCAACGUGUUGUAUGAUCACUUGAAGGAGAAGAAGCGGAUCUUCGUCAACAAGAAGGUGAGGCGAGUGGAGAGCCUGGAGGACAGUGCUCUGGUGCACAUCGCUGACGGCUUGGUCUUCGAAGGCCAGAUUGUCGUGGGUGCAGAUGGUGUGCGCAGCACAAUUAGGCAGGAGAUGUGGAGGAAUGCGGACGACAACAACGAUUCGGCCGCCGUCCCUGCGCGCGACAGAGGCACCGUCCCCUGCGAGCACGCCUGCAUCUUUGGCACGGCCAAGCCAACGUCGGGUAUUACAGCCGGCGAGGUCAUCGGCGCGAGCGGUGACGGUACCCUAGCCGGCUGCAUGGGUGGACCUGGAGGAGAGGUCUUCGUUUUCUGGUUCUGGACAUUGCCGAAGUCUCAGCGGUCAUGUUCCAUCAACAGUAUUCCGCGAUUUGACGAAGAAGACAAGCAACGCCAAUUCAAGCGCAGUGCAGACGCCCUCGUCGCUGACAACGGCCUGCGCUUCAGCAAGAUUGUUGAUAGUCUGGAGCACAGCGGCGUCACUGCCCUGCCGCACUUUGUGAUGCGAAGGUGGCAUUAUGGACGGAUCAUCAUCAUCGGGGACGCUGCGCACAAGUUCAAUCCUCUCGUCGGACAGGGAGGCAACAGCUGCAUUGAGUCGUGUGCUGCACUUAUCAACGCCCUGCAGGAGCAGAACCUUCCCAGCAGUGGGUCUUGGAAGCUGACCGAGGUGACCAAGGCUUUUGUUGCCGUCGAGGACCAGCGCGUUGAUCGCCUCGUAGACAUGGUUGAGAAGUGCCAGGAAGCUAUGCGUGCGUCAGCUUGGGACACUUGGAAGGGCCGCUUGGUAAACAAGUACAUCUCGCCUCUCAUGCCGAUGUCUCGGUGGUUCAACUUCUACAGCGGCCUAAUUUCCGGUGGCCUAAGCUUGAAGGGCUUUAGCUCUCCCACUCCAGUUCAUGACUGGCCUUACAGUGACGAAAAGAGCGUCGAAGACAAGAAUUCCACGCUGAGCAAAGCUAGUGUUGUUGCCGCAUUGCCUGUUGCUGCCCUUACGGCCUUUCUACUGGCGAGAGUACUUCAGCAGCAGAAUCUGCUUGGAGAUUCAUUGCUGCCGCGAAUCAUGGAGAAGGUUUCGAAAUAUCGGAGGUAG
Molecule: messenger RNA, 1500 nt
Organism: Colletotrichum spaethianum
Lineage: Eukaryota; Fungi; Ascomycota; Sordariomycetes; Glomerellales; Glomerellaceae
Product: FAD-dependent monooxygenase andE
Exons: 1
Coding region: 1-1500 (499 amino acids)
Molecular function (GO): FAD binding
Source: RefSeq, a predicted model, not a curated record